AUGGCUGUCAGCACCGCUCCUUCGAAACCAAAUAUUGGCGUUUACACCAACCCAAAACAUGAUCUCUGGCUUGCCGAUGCGAAGCCCACCGUUGAAGAAGUGCAAACGGGCGAAGGCCUGAAGUCUGGCGAGGUCACGAUAGAAAUCAGAAGCACCGGUAUUUGCGGUUCAGAUGUUCACUUCUGGCAUGCCGGUUGUAUCGGCCCUAUGAUAGUGACGGGCGAUCAUAUCCUGGGCCAUGAGUCGGCCGGUGUCGUAAUUGCCGCUGCGCCCGACGUGAAGACCCUAAAAGUCGGAGACCGCGUCGCCGUUGAGCCUAAUGUAAUUUGCAACAAGUGCGAGCCAUGUCUGACUGGCCGCUAUAAUGGCUGUGAGGCCGUCGAAUUCCUAUCAACACCGCCCGUUGACGGAUUACUGCGCCGCUACGUGAACCACCCAGCCGUCUGGUGCCACAAAAUUGGAGAUAUGAGCUUUGAGAAUGGUGCCCUGUUGGAGCCCCUGAGUGUCGCUCUUGCUGGCAUUGACCGUGCGGGUGUGCGUCUAGGAGAUCCGGUGCUUGUUGCAGGAGCUGGCCCCAUUGGCUUGGUGUCACUGCUCUGUGUACGAGCCGCUGGUGCAUCGCCUAUUGUCAUUACCGAUAUUGACGAGGGUCGUUUGAAGUUUGCCAAGGAGCUGGUCCCAGAUGUGCGCACUUAUCAAGUUCAGAUCGGAAAAAGCGCGGAAGAGAAUGCCGCUGGAGUAUUGACUGCAUUGAAUGACGGCGAUGCUGAUGCAGUAGAUGCCAUCCGUCCCCGCGUGGCAGUGGAGUGUACUGGGGUUGAGAGCAGUGUCGCGUCGGCUAUAUGGAGCGUCAAGUUUGGUGGCAAGGUCUUUGUGAUUGGCGUGGGCAAGAAUGAGAUGCAGGUCCCCUUUAUGCGCCUUAGCACCUGGGAAAUCGACCUACAAUACCAGUACCGGUACUCCAACACUUGGCCCAAGGCAAUCCGCCUGGUCAAGAACGGUGUGAUUGACUUGCGAAAACUGGUCACUCACAGAUUUGCCAUUGACGACGCCCUCAAGGCUUUCGAGACGGCUGCGAAUCCAAAGACGGGGGCCAUCAAGGUCCAGAUUAUGAGCUCGGAAGAGGAAGUUGCAGCAGCUACGAAAGAGGCAGCCAACGGUGCGCAGUUGAAGUCACUGCGAGUUAAUCUUUAG
Molecule: messenger RNA, 1194 nt
Organism: Talaromyces atroroseus
Lineage: Eukaryota; Fungi; Ascomycota; Eurotiomycetes; Eurotiales; Trichocomaceae
Product: L-arabinitol 4-dehydrogenase
Exons: 2
Coding region: 1-1194 (397 amino acids)
Biological process (GO): D-sorbitol catabolic process
Molecular function (GO): L-iditol 2-dehydrogenase (NAD+) activity; zinc ion binding
Source: RefSeq, a predicted model, not a curated record